CCGCCGAGCUCCGCGCCCGCGCUGACUGAUGUAUUUGAAGAGGCCGGCGGGCGGCCUCGCCUUCUGCCUCUUCUACCUGGCCUUCAGCUUCACCAACAAGUAUGUCCUGUCUGUCCUGCAAUUUACCUACCCUACCCUUUUUCAAGGGUGGCAAACACUGGUGGGUGGACUUCUGCUUCACAUCUCCUGGAAGCUGGGCUGGGUGGAGAUAAACCUGUGUUCAAGGUCUGAAAUUCUGUCAUGGCUUCCUGCAUCAGUACUUUUUGUGGGCACUAUUUAUGCUGGCUCCAGGGCACUGUCUAGAUUGCCAAUCCCGGUGUUCCUCACUGUGCACAACGCAGCGGAAGUCAUAACCUGCGGGUUCCAGAAGUUUGUGCAGAAAGAGCAGAUCUCUCAUCUGAAAGUCUGUAGUGUGCUGUUCCUCCUGGCAGCAGCAGUGUGCCUUCCUUUGUGUGACACACAGUUUGAUCCAAAUGGAUAUUCAUGGGCUCUAAUUCACUUGAUCUGUGUUGGGGCUUACAAAGUAUUUCACAAGUUGUGGAAACCUGGAUCUUUAAGUGAUCUGGACCAACAGUACAUCAACUAUGUAUUCAGUGUAGUGCUGUUGGCCUCUGCAUCCCAUCCAGCAGGUGAUCUCUUCAGUGCCUUGGAUUUUCCAUUCCUGUACUUCUACAGGUUUCAUAGCAGCUGCUGUGCCAGUGGACUGUUGGGAUUCUUUCUGAUGUUGCACACAGUGAAGCUAAAAAGCAGCACAACCUCAGGGCAAUAUGCAGCCUGGAGUUUCCUUGCAAAGGUUAUCACUGCUGGCUUAUCACCGUUCUUCUUUGUCAUGACUGCCAAUGUACUAACAAUUUCUUGCCUUGUGAUUGGUGGAGUUGGAGAAGCAUUACUUGUUUACAGUGAAAGGACAGGCACAUAAAGAGGAACCAGAUCUCACCAGCUGGAAAAGAGCUGACUUGCAGCCUAGAGACACUAUCAUGAAAAAAAAGCGGCAGCAGGAAUGAAGAAGUGCAACCAAACAUGAGGAAAGGGAUCUAUUGUUUUUGUUUGUUUUUUUUUUUUAAUUAAGAAAAUAACCUAUGCUGUUAAUAGUGCUGGUAAAGGAGCAGCAUAGUUGGCAAAGAUGCUAAGGAGCCUUUACCUCAAAGCACAAGACAAACUAUAUCAGAUUGGUGUGGUAAAAGAAAAACUGCACUGUCUCAUGCUGAUGGCUCCGUGUGAGCACCACUCAGUAGCAGCUUCUUGCACAGGGAACUAAACUCAGGAAACGCAGCAUUCCCCACUGGAUGCCUCCAGUGGUUUUUUUUUUGUUUGAAGCAGACAGCAGGUCAUACCAAACAAUGUCAGAGCCCAGACCCUGCCAUAAAUUCAGGAUCUGGAAGGACGGAUUUUGCCUCCAACUAUGCUGUAAGCAGCAAGCUGCCACACACAGGUCUCUAGUGAUGUUGUCUGAAUGGGUACAGGGACUGAGGCCAAGGGGCUUGUGGAGAUAAUCCCCUUCUGGAACUCUGGCAGUUUGACAGCUUUGCAGAAAGG
Messenger RNA from Pseudopodoces humilis (Tibetan ground-tit), 1536 nucleotides. RefSeq names its product solute carrier family 35 member D4 (gene SLC35D4). The record is from RefSeq and is a predicted model, not a curated record. NCBI's taxonomy places the organism in Eukaryota, Metazoa, Chordata, Aves, Passeriformes, Paridae.